AUGCCACGUGGUUUCACUGUUUCAGAUCUGGAAGCGCAUGUUAGCACCAAUGCGGCGCAAAUUAGCAAGAAUGAAGAGUUUAAGAAUCUUCUUACCACAUCCUCGGCCGACGCAGGACCAGGAGAAAGGGAGUCGGCACCAGGUCCGGGAGCUUCCGCCGGCGGCGCGGGUGGGCCGAGGCCGAGCAUCUCCGGAGCCGGUGCAGGUGCGUGGUGCCUCUUGGACCUCUUGCUGGGAGCAGGGGCCUCCACCGGCGUCUCAGUGGGCGGGGCGGAAGCCGGCGCCGGCGGAGUCGCGACCUCAGGAGCCGGAGACGGCGGAGACUGGACCGGAGCCGUGGCUGGAGGCGGCGAGGAGAUGGUGGGCGGGGGAACAGGCGGGGGGCUCGCCGGCGCCGGCGACGGAGGAGAGCUGACCGGCGCGGGAGUCGGUGGGGUCGAGGCUGGAGCUGAUGCCGGUGGAGAUGAGACCGGAGCCGCCGGCGGUGGUGUCGAUGUGGGUGGUGGAGUGGCUGUUGUGGUGGGUGGAGCAGCAGGUGGGGUGGUGAUGGUGCCGGAGGCUGGCGCGGAAGCCGGAGGCUGGCCGCCGACGAUAGAGACGGCGACGCAGAUGAAUGCGAGCAGGAAUCCCGUUUUCCGGUUCAUGGCUUUUUAUGCGGCAGCUCGUAAGGAUGAGAGAGAAACAGUGAAGGUGUAG
Striga asiatica is the source of this 696-nucleotide messenger RNA. Lineage: Eukaryota; Viridiplantae; Streptophyta; Magnoliopsida; Lamiales; Orobanchaceae. The record is from the annotation of a GenBank genome assembly.